AUGGGCGGCUCAAGGCUCCAUCUGCUGCUAAUGCUGGUGGCCACCGCGAUCCAACUGGGCGCUGCGCAGCGAGACGUGUUCCGAUUGUUUUCCAACUGCCGCUACGGAAAGCCGAGCUUUGAUCCGUGCAUCAAAAAGGCUUUCAACGCGCUGCGGCCAUGGUUUAAGACGGGUCUGCCAGAAUUCAACGUGGCACCCUUCGAUCCACACCGGGCCGAGUAUAUCGAGCAGCGGCGCGGCGACAUAGGAGGCCUCGGAGGCUACAGGCUGCUCCUGACGAACGUGUCCGAGUACGGCUGGUCACAGUCCGAGGUGACAAAAUAUCGCACCGAACCGAAGCACAAUCGAAUCGUGUACUCGCAGUACUUCCCGGAGAAAUCGCUCGACGGAAGCUACGACUUUAAGGCGAAGAUUCUGAAGCUACCGCGACACACGCACGGUAUCUGGAACCUGACCCUGUACGACUACAGCCAGACCACCACCGUCACGCGGAUCGGUGGUCCCGGUGGACUGCUGAAGGUGCGCGUGGAGAUCGACAAAAUCGGCGACAUGAAGCUGCACAUCUCGGACCUGUUUGGUGGAGUCAAAAUUAUAGAGUCCGUGGCGGACUUCUUCAUCAACACGAUGUGGCAGCCGGGUUUCCCCUUCCUGAAGCCACUGAUCAACGAUCUGGUGAGCGUCGCUUUCACCGACAUCUUCAACGAGUCCUUCCGGCACUUCCCGCUGGACGAAGUGAUACGAAGCUAG
Messenger RNA from Anopheles cruzii, 747 nucleotides. RefSeq lists its product as uncharacterized. NCBI's taxonomy places the organism in Eukaryota, Metazoa, Arthropoda, Insecta, Diptera, Culicidae. The record is from RefSeq and is a predicted model, not a curated record. The coding region runs from base 1 to 747 and encodes 248 amino acids. The transcript is spliced from 3 exons.